This is a messenger RNA of Bipolaris victoriae FI3, 198 nucleotides long. RefSeq lists its product as hypothetical. Lineage: Eukaryota; Fungi; Ascomycota; Dothideomycetes; Pleosporales; Pleosporaceae. The transcript has a single exon. The record is from RefSeq and is a predicted model, not a curated record. The annotation marks the transcript as partial.
UCAACUACCUUAUUAACUACAUACUCUGAGUGGCUCUCUGUGUGGUUACCUGUCCCCGUAAUCCGUAUCAUGAUCCACUCGCUUCGCAACUCUCCUCUCUUGCUUCACGUAAUUACUCUAAUUCAUUGUCUCAUUGUCUGGCAAUGUCUAUUUAUGAGGUGUUUCCGAUCGUUUUGGUUUGUUAAUGCUAUCAGGUAA